CAGGCCCCGCCCCUUCCGCCCCCCGCCCGCCGGGGCCGGAGGUGCCAUAGAGAGCGGGGGAGGGCGGAGUAGAGCGGCCGGGCCCAGGGAGCGGGAUGGCGACGGCGAUGGGGCUUCGGCUCCUGUCUCUCUCCCGAGGGGCUCUCCGCGCCCGGCGCGGCUACCGGGGGGGCUCCCCGGCCGACUCGCGGAAGGACCUGCUGGAGAUCCCCCUGCCCCCCUGGCAGGAGCGGCCCAGCGAGCCCCUGCAGGCCAAGAGAGCCCGGCUCCUGUACGAGAGCAGGAAGCGAGGCAUGCUGGAGAACUGCCUGCUGCUCAGCCUCUUUGCAAAGGAGAAUCUGAACAGCAUGACUGAGAGGCAGCUGAACCUCUAUGACCGUCUGAUCAACGAGCCCAGCAAUGACUGGGAUAUUUACUACUGGGCAACAGAAGCAAAGCCCACCCCGGAGGUGUUUGAGAAUGAUGUCAUGGUGAUGCUGAGAGAGUUCACCAAGAACAAGAACAAGGAGCAGAGGCUGCGGCAGCCGGACCUGGAGUACCUCUUUGAGCCUUCACAGUGAGGCACCCUGUCUGCUCCGGGAUCCUCUUCUCAUCCCUAGCAGCAGUGGCUGAGGUGCCUAUACCUAUUUGGCAGCCUGCAGUGCUGCAGUCCUGGUUCCUGGAAUCCUCCACCCCGUGGUUGCUUCUACCCGGGUUUCCAAACCCCACUGAAUAAAGUUUCAAGCACUAUCCCUGACCGUGAGAAUUUCUACGUGGAUUUGUCCCACUGUUGUACGGGUGCAGCAGUCCACCUCAGAAGUGGCUGCAUUUCAGUGGCACUGUAUGUAUAUAGCUUGUAGAGCAUCUUGGUGUGAGAGAAAUAGAAGGUGAUAGCAUUA
Mauremys mutica (yellowpond turtle) is the source of this 878-nucleotide messenger RNA. It is a transcript of the gene SDHAF2, whose product is annotated as succinate dehydrogenase complex assembly factor 2. The record is from RefSeq and is a predicted model, not a curated record. The coding region runs from base 96 to 560 and encodes 154 amino acids. The transcript has 4 exons. Gene Ontology annotation, biological process: protein-FAD linkage; tricarboxylic acid cycle; mitochondrial respiratory chain complex II assembly. Gene Ontology annotation, cellular component: mitochondrion. NCBI's taxonomy places the organism in Eukaryota, Metazoa, Chordata, Testudines, Geoemydidae.